AUUGAUGCCUACAACUCAAUCCACUCUAAGCUGAUAGCAAACCAGCAAUUGAACUACCACUCUCUAGCAAUGGCUACAACAACGCUGUCAUUGUCGUCCCCUUCAGCUCUUCUAUCAAACAAGGCUAGUAGGACUUGGGCUAGUAAAGCCAAUAAUGUGCCAUGCUCUGUGGCCUUCCCUUUCAGGCGGUCUCGGCUGCCGGUGGUGAGAGCUCAAGCCGGAGAUGACAAUAAAGACACUUCUGUGGAUGUGCACGUCAAGCAAGGUAAUCAAGGAACUGCUGUGGAGAGGCAGCCAGGGCGUUUGGUCGUGGACAACUCUCCCUUUGGCCUUCUAGACCCGAUGUCUCCAAUGAGGACAAUGCGUCAAAUGCUGCACACAAUAGACCGUCUCUUCGAUGACACUUUGACAUUUUCUGGAAGGAGCAGAGCAUCACCAGGAGGCGAAGUGCGGGCACCAUGGGACAUCAAGGAUGAAGAGCAGGAGAUCAAGAUGCGAUUCGACAUGCCUGGACUUUCCAAGGAGGACGUGAAGGUGUCGGUGGAGGAUGAUGUGCUCGUAAUCAAGGGAGCACACAAGAAAGAAGGAGGCAGAAAUGAGGAUUCAUGGUCUAGUAGUUACAGCUCCUAUGAGACACGCCUUAGGCUUCCGGAUAACUGCGAGAAGGACAAGGUGAAAGCAGAGCUCAAGAAUGGUGUCCUGUAUAUCUCUGUCCCCAAGACCAAAGUUGAACGCAAGGUCAUUGAUGUACAAAUUCAGUGAAGGCGUAAUGCUUCUGUCUUCUUGGUAUCUGUCUUCUUUGCUUGUGUGUAUGAGAAGUGUCAUAUUUAUAAUGAAGAAAGACCAUCUUCUACCUUGAAAUGACGCGACUAUUGCUUUC
Messenger RNA from Tripterygium wilfordii, 880 nucleotides. Its product is annotated as small heat shock protein, chloroplastic. Gene Ontology annotation, biological process: response to heat. Lineage: Eukaryota; Viridiplantae; Streptophyta; Magnoliopsida; Celastrales; Celastraceae. The coding region runs from base 70 to 762 and encodes 230 amino acids. The record is from RefSeq and is a predicted model, not a curated record. The transcript has 2 exons.